This is a messenger RNA of Exaiptasia diaphana, 1830 nucleotides long. RefSeq names its product unconventional myosin-Ib. Gene Ontology annotation, molecular function: cytoskeletal motor activity; ATP binding; actin filament binding. The transcript has 14 exons. Lineage: Eukaryota; Metazoa; Cnidaria; Anthozoa; Actiniaria; Aiptasiidae. Gene Ontology annotation, cellular component: actin cytoskeleton; myosin complex; cytoplasm. The record is from RefSeq and is a predicted model, not a curated record. Bases 1 to 1830 code for a protein of 609 amino acids. Gene Ontology annotation, biological process: actin filament organization; vesicle transport along actin filament.
AUGAAUGAUUACGAUAGCAUUCGUAACGAAAAUCUCGUACUUCGAGAAGAGCUCCAAAACCUACGAGAUGAAAUGGUCAAUGAGAGAAAAACKCGUGCAAAACUCUCAGAAAGCCCUCAGGAUCUUCCAUUAGAAGGAAGAAAAAAGGUCCUAAACUUUGCAGAUUCUAUGGUCGAGAAAAAUGAACAGUUGAAAGAACGAAUAACUAGUUUCCAAGGACGCCCAUUGAGGGUCAAUGAUGGAAGUCGUUUUGGYGGGAGAGAUUUGGAMGUUUUGGGAAACAGACUUGAAUCCAUGCAUAGSGACUUAAUGGAGAGCAGUUUGAUGUCCAAGUUGAAAGGGAAACACAUGGUUAAUCAAGAAAAUGUAGACAACCUUGCAAAUAAUUUCAAGAGAGUUCUAACAGAGCUUCAAAGUCUUCGUAACAUGCUGUCACAAAAUGGAGAAGCUAUUAUUCAUAGCAAUGUAAUAUCAAGGGUUAAUCAUCCAGGUCCCAAAACAAGUGGUUUAGCAAGCAACAGUCAAAUAACAUCAUACCAUGAUGACCUGGUCUUUCUUACUGGACCUAUAACUGAGAAUGCCUUGAUUUGUACAUUACAGGAUAGACUCUGGGCUGGACAUUGUGUUACUAAACUUGGACCAGUUUUAGUUUCACUGAAUACRUUUGCCCCAAUGUCAAACCAACUGCCAAGGUUCACUACAGACAUUGCUUAUCUGGARACAUCGGUCAAACAAACUAUACGCAAAUUAAUGGAUAGAGAGAUCCCRCAAGUCUUUGUACUAAGUGGUUGCUGUGGUAGUGGGAAGACUUACACCUCGCAGAUAUUAUCAAGAUUAAUUCUUGAACAAGGUUAUGGUGGUCUAGAGUCGGACGUCUCCAAGCAUUUCUUGGCAUCAGUUACUGUAAUGCAAGCACUUGGUAGGGCUAAAACACCUGCCAACGCAGACUCUUCAAGAGUUAACAGAGUGACAGGRCCRCCAGUUGGUGAAGGAAACUAUCACAUAUUCUAUGAAAUGCUAUCAGGCAUUACUCAGGACGAAAGAGCUAAACUCCAUCUCCAAGGAUACUCAUUUUACAACCUGAACUAUAUGAAUAACUGUCCRCUGCCAAAUGAAGAUGAUGAAGAUAACUGGAAAAGAAAGUUUGAUCAAUGGCGAGUUGGUUUAAGCACACUUGGGAUUCCUUUCCCUGAUGUACUGAGAAUCCUGGCUGCUAUCCUGUUGCUAGGCAAUGUUCACUUUGUUGAAGGAGAGGGACUGGAACUUAAUGUCAAAGGAAAUAAUGAAAUCAAAGCUGUGGCAGCAUUAUUGGGUGUGUCUGGUGUGUCGUUAUACAGAGGUUUAACAACAAAAACUAAGAACCUGCGAGGACAGGUCUUUCGAUCACUCUGUGAGCCAGCUGUGGCUAAUAUAAACCGAGAUGCAUUAGCAACAGCCCUGUACUCUCGAACCAUGACUGCCAUUGCAAGACGUGUCAAUAGCUUCAAGAGACCAACYUCUUCAACAACAACCCCACAGGGGAUGGGUGAGUCAAGUCUAGUUACUGGAAUGACCAAUGGGGUGAUGACAUCACAACAAGCAGUCUCACCAGUCCUCAGUCYAGUAUGGCCAUUAAAAAAUGGUAUGCCAUUUCCACCAAAAGGAACGACAGGUCUUGUUACCGUGAUGGACAUGCUUGGGGAAGAAGACAUCUUCAAUGACUUUGAUGUUGACUAUGUUGAUAAUGCAGCUUGCAUUGAAUUAAUGACUUGUCAACGUGCAGGAMUCUUUACUUUACUAGAUGCAGAAACAACAAGGUUGUGUAUGAUGCGAGGAACCUUAUUCGCAUAA